This is a messenger RNA of Trichomycterus rosablanca, 7695 nucleotides long. It is a transcript of the gene ehmt1b, whose product is annotated as euchromatic histone-lysine N-methyltransferase 1b. Gene Ontology annotation, molecular function: zinc ion binding; histone H3K9 methyltransferase activity; p53 binding. Lineage: Eukaryota; Metazoa; Chordata; Actinopteri; Siluriformes; Trichomycteridae. Gene Ontology annotation, cellular component: chromatin; nucleus. Bases 217 to 4182 code for a protein of 1321 amino acids. The record is from RefSeq and is a predicted model, not a curated record. The transcript has 28 exons. Gene Ontology annotation, biological process: negative regulation of transcription by RNA polymerase II; peptidyl-lysine dimethylation.
AUCGAACAAUGUGUGAGCGGACGACUCCAUUGUUAAAGGUGGCGCUGUGUGUGUUCGGUAGGAAUCAAGAAUGAACUGAAAGAAGAAGAUAAACCGCUUCUGUCUGCUCGGGGGGACAAAAAGGUUUAGGAAUGCUACGGACCUGUGGAAACGUGGGAUUAUACACUUUACAAGACCUCCAGGUUUGGUCAGUGAGAGAGUAAAAAAGAAGAAUCCAUGAAAACUGAGAAUAUGAAGGACUCUCGGAGCGAAGCAGAAGGAGGGCCAUGUGAGGAAAACUCCAGCAGGCUAACAGAACCUUCCAGUACUAAAGACGAGUUGAAUGGGACCUAUAAAAGCACAGAACAAGGGAAAGAUCCGAAAGACCUUACUGCUCAAGAAUCUCCCAGCCAAUCACCCGCCAUGGAAAAUGGCCUCUCAGAGACUGACCUCCCACAUGGAUCAACUGUGGGCAGUAAUGGAUUUAUCCUUAGUAAGCACCAGGAAACAUUGGCUACCCAACACAGGACUAACUGGUCUCCUAAGUUGACCACACCCAUAGGGUAUGCUGCCAAAACUCUUCGUCCUGUAUCUACAUCCCAGAGCCAGGGAGCUUUAAGGACUAACACGAGCACAGGAUCUAGCUUGGCGGAUGGGCGACCAGAGAAGGAGACUACAAACGACGGCGCAUCGAACACUCCUCAACGUGUGACCGUACACAGAGCGCGCAAAACCAUGUCCAGACCGGCGUCCGGUCAAGCACUAAAGAUUUUAAACCGAGAAACUAAAGAGCUGAGCGUGGCGAAAGGUGAGAGCGGCGGCCGAACUGAAGCUCAACCGCCUGUACAGACCCCUCUUGCUCAGGACCAGCUACCUCAGAAGCAAACCGCCACCACACCGCCAGCUGUUACCGCACCGGCAACGACUGCCACGUCACCACCGGUCACCACACCGGUCACAACUGACACAACAGCCACCACCCAGGCAGCUGCCAGCACACCGCCAUCCCCCACCACAACGUCAGCGAUCAGCACGUCGACAGCAGCGGCCACGCCGACCAAGCCACACGCAGCAUUUGUGAAAAAGAAGAGGAGGAAGAUGGGCACGUACAGCCUCGUUCCUAAGAAGAAGCCCAAAGUGCUAAAGCAGCGGACAGUGCUGGAGAUGUUCCAGUGCAUCUCUGAGUCUCCAUCCAAGCCUCAGACAACGGUGCCAAAAACAGAAGAAUCUUUAAAUGAAGAAGGGAGAGACGCUACUUCUCCAACAUUCCAGGAGCAGCAGCUGAAAGAGGCUGCAGAGGCCAUGCAGGUAAAUGGAGAGCAGGAAGGAAAAGAGUCUGAGGAGUCGUCAAGUUCAGAGGAUUCAGACGGCGAGGAUCUGGCUGAUAAAAAUCUGGACGAAGCAUCUCAGGAGGACGACAGAGUAACAUCAGUUCCACAGCCUGGAGAAGAACAAGAAUCAGAAGAGUCAGGAGCAGAAGAAGAAGGUGGAGAAGAAUCAGACUUGGGUUCUGAGUCCAGCUUGAAGAAGAAGAUGAAAAAGAAAACCAAGGGAGACGGCCCCUGUGUUUGGCCGUACAAGAAACGCAAAAAGAAGCUGACGACCAAGUCGAUUGAAAUUUCAGAUCUGGCUACCCAGACACAGUUAGAGGAUCAGGGUCCAGCCCAAACUCCACCAGCUCCCUCUGCUGAACAGGACAAAGAGUACACCGAGGUGCCAUUAGAAUCACUCAACCUGAAGGCCCAGGAUGCUUUGCUGAACACAGACAACACAGAAGCAUCAGGCACAGCGGACACUUUAGAAGUAGACAUGGGGCAGGAGCUCCCCCUCUGUAGCUGCCGUAUAGAGACCCCCAAAAGCCGAGAAAUCCUCACGUUGGCCGAUAGAAAGUGCAUGGCCACCGAGAGUGUCGAUGGACAGCUGAGUCGGUGUCAGAGUGCAGUGCUGAAGCAUGAGAUGAUGAGGCCGUCGAACACCGUGCAGCUGUUGGUUCUAUGCGAGGAUCAUCGUACAGGAAUGAUCAAACACCAGUGCUGUCCGGGCUGCGGCUACUUCUGCAGGGCGGGAACGUUCAUGGAGUGCCAGCCAGAGAUCAACAUCUCCCACCGUUUCCAUCGACGCUGCGCAUCAGUCCUGAAGGGCCAAAGUUUCUGUCCACACUGUGGUGAGGAGCUCAGCAAAGCCAAGGAGGUCACCAUCGCCAAAGCUGACACUACCUCCACAGUGCCGCCAAGCCAGAGCUCCAGCGUUACGGGACUCUCAGAGGGCAAGGCUGACACUACGACUGAAGGUUUUAGGCCAUCUUGUCUCUCAGUACCUGCAGACAGUAAAGCAGACAGCACUUUACUUAGAACUCCUGAACCUGGGAAUGCAUUUGUAGUCACAGGAGUCAGCAGGCCAGGACCUGCGAGCACAGGACCUGGGGCUGGACUCACUCCAGCACCACCUAAGGAAACUCUGGAGACCAUCCUGUUGGCACUGGAUGCAGAGAAACCCAAGAAGCUUCGCUUUCAUCCAAAACAGCUUUACAUCUCAGCCAAGCAGGGCGAGCUACAGAAAGUCUUACUGAUGCUGGUGGAUGGGAUCGAUCCUAACUUUAAGAAUGAGAGCCAGAGCAAACGCACACCCCUCCAUGUAGCAGCUGAGGCGGGACAUCAGGAGAUCUGCCACAUGUUGGUCCAGGCCGGUGCUAACCUGGACAUUUGUGAUGAGGACCAGCGCACCCCUCUGAUGGAGGCCUGUGAGAACAACCAGCUGGAUACGGUGCGCUACCUACUGAGAGCUGGUGCCAUCGUCUCCCAUAAGGAUGCUGAGGGCUCUUCGUGUCUCCAUCUUGCUGCUAAGGCUGGACAUUUUGCAAUUGUAGAGCACCUGCUGUCUACAGCCGUUACAGACAUUAACUGUCAGGAUGAUGGUGGCUGGACAGCAAUGAUUUGGGCAACGGAGUACAAACAUGUAGAUCUAGUCAAGCUGCUGCUGUCUAAAGGUGCUGACGCCAACAUCAGAGACAAGGAGGAGAACAUUUGUUUGCACUGGGCAGCGUUCUCUGGCUGUGUGGAGAUUGCUGAUAUUUUGCUGAAUGCCAGAUGUGACCUCAAUGUGGUCAACGUGCAUGGAGACUCUCCACUGCACAUCGCAUCACGGGAGAACCGGUUAGAAUGUGUCACGUCGUUCUUGUUGCGAGGAGCAGAUGCAAAUUUGAAAAACCGGGAAGGAGACACCCCCCUGGAGUGCUGCAAUCAGGGAUCCAAGUUGUGGAACGCUCUACAUGCCAACAGGAAGCAGAGAGAGGCCAGAGGUGAACAGUCCUCUUCAGGAGAAAAGCUUCUCAACAGGGACAUAUCGCGGGGUUAUGAAAGAGUACCUGUGCCAUGUGUGAAUGGUGUGGACACUGAACCAUGCCCCAAUGACUACAAAUACGUGCCUGAUAACUGCGUCACCUCCCCCAUGAACAUUGAUAAAAACAUCACACACUUGCAGUAUUGUGUUUGUAAAGAAGACUGCUCCUCAGCCAGCUGUAUGUGCGGCCAGCUCAGUUUGCGCUGCUGGUAUGACAAGGAGAGUCGGCUGCUGCCGGAGUUCUGCUGCGAGGAGCCGCCUUUCAUCUUCGAGUGCAACCAUGCCUGCUCGUGCUGGAGGACCUGCAAAAACCGCGUCGUGCAAAAUGGGUUACGGAUUAGGUUGCAGCUCUUCAGGACUCAGAAGAUGGGCUGGGGAGUUCGGACCUUACAGGACAUCCCUCAAGGAACCUUUGUCUGCGAAUACGUGGGGGAAAUCAUCUCCGACGCAGAAGCAGAUGUCAGAGAAAAUGAUUCCUACCUGUUCAGCCUGGACAGCAAGGUCGGCGACAUGUACUGUAUAGAUGCCCGUUUCUAUGGCAACAUCAGCCGCUUCAUAAACCACCACUGCGAGCCGAACCUCUUCCCCUGCCGGGUGUUCACCUCCCACCAGGACCUGCGCUUCCCCCACAUCGCCUUCUUCGCCUGCAAGAACGUCAGCGCCGGCGACGAGCUGGGGUUUGACUACGGCGAACAUUUCUGGGACGUAAAGGGCAAACUUUUCAGCUGCCAGUGCGGCUCGUCUAAGUGUAAGCACUCGGCGGCGGCGAUCGCCCAGCGGCAGGCGGACAGCACACCGGGGGAGCAGCACGUCAGCGCCGUGCCGGACACCAGCUCAUCCGCCAUACCACCCAGCCCAAGCUGAGCCUCACUGUCCUCCUGCCUCAUCCUCACCAGCACACCCUCGUACACACAUACAGACACACUGCAGCAGCUCGGACCGACAACACUCGGUGGAACUCAUGCCGGCUGCAGAUGAAAGCUGAAGGCACGUUGACUUUUUCGAUCGAAGAAAACAAAGACAUGAACGUGUUGGACCAUUAAGAAUGAUUUCUCGUACUGGUUCUGGUUUGCUAUUUACAACUACAGGCUGGAGCGUGACUGGCAGGAUUUUGAAUCGUCAAGAACAUACAGAGGUUUAUGGUUUCAUUUACUGUUCUUUUCUCACAGCCAGUGUCCAGCCAGUGUCGCAAUGCAGAUCCAGAUGUUUACCCUUUUUAGCAGAAGGGUUUUUUUUGGAAGGGGGGGGGUCAGACUGCCAUUUAUGCCAUUUCUGCAUUUAUGAUGGAAAAAAAUUACUGUCUUUUUGUUAUAAAUGUGACAGCAUAGACAGUUACACCCGCAAGAAAGUUUGUGAACCCUUUGGAACGUCCUGCAUACGUCCAUAAUUGAGACAGUCAAUCUGACAAGUGGGUACCGCACAGCACCAGGGUUGUGGACACUGCCACUGUGUUUUCUGGUUGCACAGGACCCACUGUGACCCUGACCAGGAUUAUGAGUUAUAAAUUAUGACUUAUGUCUAUGAUUAUGAGAUAAAAAUGAAGAAAAAGGUUUACAACAUGUGAUCCAAAACGACUCAUAAUAGUGACUGAAUAAGUAACAGUGCAGUAACAGCGCUGGCAAUUAAGGGUGAAGGGCCUUCCUUACUCAGGGGUCCAAAAGUGGUGACUUGGCAUUUUACCAUUUACAUUUUAACAAUGCUGACAGUAGACCCUCAGGAAACAUCCUAAAAAUAUGCAAAUAUGAAGUGGUUGCUCUAAAUUGCCCCCUAGUGGUUGAGUCGAAUAAGUAAAUAAGUAUAUUGUCAGGCGUACGUCCAUAACGGAGAUGGUCAAUCUGACAAGUGGGUAUCGCACAGCACCAGGGUUGUGGACACUUUGCCACUGUGUUUUCUGGUUGAACAGGACCCACUGUGACCCUGACCAGGAUUAUGAGUUAUAAAUUAUGACUUAUGACUAUGAUUAUGAGAUAAAAAUGACAUGGGGAGAAAAAGGUUUACAACAUGUGAUCCAAAGUGACUCGUAAUAGUGACUGAAUAAGUAACAGUGCAGUAACAGCGCUGGCAAUCAAAGGUUAAGGCCCUCACUUACUCAGGGGUCCAAAAGUGGCAACUUGGCAUUUUACCAUUGACAUUCUAACAUUGCUAACACUAGACCCUCAGGAAAUACCUUGUUCCCACGUCCUAAAAUAUGCAAAUGUGAAUUGCUUGCUCUAAAUUGCCCCCUAGUGGCUGAGUUGUUAAAUAAGUAAAUAAGUAUAUUGUCUUGUGUACGGUCAUGCAGCAGGUUAAGUGGGUACCACACAGCACCACUGUGUUUUCUGGUUAAACAGGACCCACUGUGACCCUGACCAGGAUUAAGAGUUUGAUGAAAUUGACAUGUAGCAGACGCUGUGAUCCAAAGCGACUCAUAAUAAUGACUGAAUACGUAACAGUGCAGGCAAUUAAAGGUUAAGGUUACUUACUUACUCAGGGGUCCAAAAGUGGCAACUUGGCAUUUUACCAUUUACAUUUCUGACACUAGACCCUCAGGAAAUACCUUAUUCCUACAUCCUAAAAAUAUGCAGAUGUGAAUUGCUUGCUCUAAAUUGCCCCCUAGUGGUCGAGUCAUUGAAUAAGUAAUAAGUAUGUAGUCCUGCGACCCUGAUCGGGAUGAAUCCGUUAUCGAAGAUGAUAAUUGUUUAAUGUUGUCAUUGAAAAUACCGUUUAAGUAAAACAGUCCAGGCUGGAAAAUGUAUUUAAAGUCUUGUACAUCGUAACCAGUCGAUGUUUUUUCUUAAUUAGUCUUGCACAACUGUGAGGAGGACGGUUUGACCAUUCUGGCGUCUCUCUUGGUCUGUUUUGGAAACUACUCCAUUCUUGAAUUACUGGUGUUGUGACUUUGAGACCUUAAAACCUCCCUAAAAUGAUGCAUCCUCCACCGUACCUCACAGUUAAGACGAGGUUUUGGUUACAUGCAAUGCAUUUCAAAGCACAGUUGGAAAAUGUAGAUUAAGAAUCGGCAAUUUCACUGAUUAUUACGCAACUCCAGUAAUUUCAAAAGGUUCAUAAACUUUUUUUUAGAUGUAUAUUAAUACAACGGUCAUUCACUUGCUACCCAGUGCAAUGUUUUACUGGUUUUGUUAACCAGUAUGUGAUUGUGUCAUCACCAUGACCAUUACAAGAGUCCGGUUAUCUGGUUCUGUUUCCAUUGGUGCUGGAUGUUUAUUCAUUUAGCCAGUGUUAAACUACAUCUAAUAUCAUCCACUGCUGUGAAACUGUAAACUGGUUUGGUUUUCCUGAGAGAACCUUUGGCUGCCCAGGUCAGGACCUCUGUGAGUGGACACUGCUUACAUUUAAGGUCAAACGGUUACGUUCGCUUGUAAGGGUCGUGCAUGUCAUGGCAGUUUUGGGAUUCCAUUAAACUGGUCAGAAUUAAUCUUAAUUAAAUAAAUACUCAAUAAAAUCACAUUGCUCAUGAAAAGCUGCUGGAACACUGGUGACUCCGUCCACAGUCAAGCAAGCUUUACAUUGUCAUGUUUUACAGACUUGUGUCUAAGGUUGUUGCUUCUUUCUUGCAUGGCAACCUUGUGAUGACACCAUGAUAAUGUAAAGCUUGCUUGACUGUGAGCAGUUUCACCUGUAAUCCUGCAGCCUCUUAUUUUAUUUCAUGUCAAACAGGGUUCUUGGGGCUGAAUAUUCAAUUCGACCAAAUUGCCCCUUGUCAGAAGGCUUUUCUUUGUUUUUUAUGAGUGCAAACUAGUCAAACUAGUCCUAAAGUGUUUAUACGGGCACAGAGAAGUGAUCAGCUGUAGUUAAUCAUUAAUGAUUGAAAUUUUAAGACUGCCCAUGACUUGCUCUUCCCUUACAAGUGUGUGUAUUAGUCUUGACUUUAAGUGUACAUACUUUACCCCAGCGUACUCCCCAUCCCGAAUUAUCUUCACUCCCCCUCCCCUCAGAAACAACAAUUCUUUUUUUCUACUUCAUCAUCAUGUAAGAACUUUUAGCAGUUUGUUUAAUAGACGACAUGAAAUCCAACUCCAGGACUUGAUGACAUUUGUAGUUGGAUGGUAUAAAAACUGAAAAUGGUGCUGAAAGAUUUUCUUUGGUUUUUAUUUUUUUAUUACUCUCGAUGAUGUAAAAUAAGACGAACCAAGUGUUGCUUUCUGGUUUGUUUUUACACUUGCAUUUUCUUUUCUAACGAUAAUUGUUUUAUGAGUUACUGUAACGGUGUAGUUCCUCUCAUUUUAAAUGUUGCUAGUGUAGUCCUGUACUUUGUCCCGGUUCAGACAUUUAGAUCCAGAACCCUGCAAUACAUAUGAAAAAAAACUGCUACGUUUCUCAUCAUGGUUGUAUAUUUUCUCCUUUUUCUUCAAUAAAUUUACUUCUAAAAAAGAAAAA